GAUACCAGACAUAACACAGAGCUAGGGAGCCAGCUGAGGACCUGACAGAGUCCAGGCAUGAACGACAUCAAACUGGCUCUGCUGGGAAGCCAGGGGGCUGGGAAAUCAGCUGUCCUUGUGCGGUUCCUGACCAGGCGCUUCAUUGGUGAAUAUGCCUCAAACACCAAUUCCCUGUACCAUAAAAGGCUGUCUAUCGAUGGCCGGCAGCUGAAUCUGGAAGUCUUUGACCCCUGCUCUCAGAGCUCAGAGGCCAGGUGUAUACUCGAGGAGCCGGUGGAUUGGGCUGAUGGCUUCGUGGUGGUGUACAACAUCAGCGAUCGCGCUUCCUUCAUUAACGCCAAGAACAUCCUGCAGCAGAUUCGCGAGGCUCGCAUGGACAGCUGCAAAGGGGAGACUCCAGUUCCUGUGUGUCUGGUGGGUAACAAGCAGGACCUGUGCCAUGCCCGGCAGGUCUGUGAGGACGAGGGUCGUUGCCUGGCGCAGGAGAACCACUGUCACUUCCAGGAGGUCUCGGCAGCCGAGAGCUACCAGGACAUUGCCAACCUCUUUACCCAGCUCAUCCGACAGGUGAUGGAGCAUUUGAAGUACCGAGCUGACCGACGACGCUAUAGUGGCUCCAAGUCUAUGGCCAAACUCAUCAACAAUGUGUUUGGCAAGAGGAGAAAGUCGGUGUGAUGGUUUCAGCAGUUGGAGGGACCAGGAUUGUGUGUGUGUGCGUGUGUGUGUGUGUGUGUGUAGACCCAUGUUAAAGGAACUGGCUGAAAGGUUACAUACUGUGACUUCUGUUGAACAAAUCCACAGUGGUCUAAGCACUAACCGUGUUCAUACUGUGGGCAACGUGGAUGGAGGGUGGGAAGGAUUGUAAGGCAUCUGUGGGUCUACAUCCACAAAAUUUACAGGCAAAUAUUAACCUUAUACAAGUCUUUAGCAAGUUUACUUUUUGUUGCUCUGGUUUAGCCUUGCAAAGGUUUGUCUGCUUUGAGCUGAGUUAUUUAGAAAGGUCUAAUCAGGUAGUGGUGAUGAAAACGAAGCAGAUUGUUGCAGUAUUUUCCCACCUGGGACCAUAGAUGAUUAACAGGACUGGAGACCAUAAAUAAGUUUUCCUACACAGGUUAUGCUUUUAUUCAGACAUUUCUCUGGGGUUCUAAGGGGUCAAGCUGAAAAGAUCAGGAUCCAUGGGACUAGGGUACCACUCAGACUUUUCAGUACUGGAACAACUACCUUUUCCCUCCACCACUGCCAGUACUGUUUUUCGGUGUCAAUUAGAAUCACAUUCAUAGUAGUUUUUUUUUUCUUUCUUUGUUUUGUUUUGGGAGUUAAAUUACAUUUAUUUCAAGGUCCUGCACAUAAUGUAUUAGCCUAAUUAGAGCAAGGGUUGAAGUUGGCAGGAGUAAUGCUGGGAAUAAUUUGAGGUUAUUUAACUACAUGUACCAGUAAUGAUGUGUAGGUGUGUAGGGUCUUAAACAGUGUUUAUCUUCAGCAUGUCCUGCACAUAUUAGGCCUAAAACUAUUAAAAAUUUAUACCAGAAGAUUAAUACCUGAACAAAGAUGAGGUAAACAAGUCUAAAAGUAACCAAACACCAAGUGCCAACUUUUGCUUUUAAGCAGACUUUCAUACAGAUGCAAUUAAAAAAGGAACUUGCAGCUGCUUUCCAAGCAAAAUGUCUGGCUGGUUUAAUGCCAUGUUUUUCAUCUAAAAUGAGAACUGGCUGUAAUCAACUUCUCUCUUUAGACAGUUCCCCAGUUCAGCUUGAAACAAAAUCAUAACAAGGAGGAAUGCAGGUCUGAGGGACGGUGAAAUGUAUGACCACAGCUAGUGUACUAAACCAACAGUUGAACACCAGUGUGCUCACAGUGUUUCACUCUCUGUUGACCAGCACUGCAGCAUGUGGAAUGAAAAACUGUCACUGUUGCUAGUUUGUCUUUCUCCCAGUACUCGCUGAUAUGUGAUGACUAUCAUUUAGUUUUAUCAGUACAAUAAUGGAUGAAGCAAUUUUAUCUGACAUGACUGUGUAUAUAUUAUGUAUAUUCAUAAUUGUAUUUAUUUUCACAGCAUCAGAGGGAUUAGAAAAUACCUUGAAUGUGAACUUAAGACUUUUAAGCUUUAUAAAACUUGAUAAAACUUUAAAAAACAUGGACACACACCAGUUAAGGGCGUGAACUCAUUCGCUAUUGUUCUUAAAUCGAGUUGGGUCACCAUGAUGUUGCAUAGAAUGUUCCACACAUUGUGAAAAAUAAAUUUACAUGUGCAGUGU
This is a messenger RNA of Monopterus albus (swamp eel), 2255 nucleotides long. RefSeq names its product RERG/RAS-like b (gene rerglb). Bases 58 to 675 code for a protein of 205 amino acids. Gene Ontology annotation, molecular function: GTPase activity; GTP binding. NCBI's taxonomy places the organism in Eukaryota, Metazoa, Chordata, Actinopteri, Synbranchiformes, Synbranchidae. The transcript has 5 exons. The record is from RefSeq and is a predicted model, not a curated record.